This is a messenger RNA of Acanthoscelides obtectus, 1258 nucleotides long. NCBI's taxonomy places the organism in Eukaryota, Metazoa, Arthropoda, Insecta, Coleoptera, Chrysomelidae. The record is from the annotation of a GenBank genome assembly.
GAUUAAUCCGGCUCUGUUUUUAGCCAGUGGCCAGCUGAACAAUUUAAAGAAGUGCGGUACACCUGGUGAUGUGCUUGCGCCCAUGCGCCAUAUGUUUAAUAUGAACACAUUCCAGAGCUUGUUUGGAAUGGUAGUGCAGGCAUACAGAAUCGCCGCAAUGUCGGGCAAGACUGUGACAAUAAACCCAACAUGGGGUCUACGGCCAGCUUAAUCUUUUGGCUUGGCUUUCCUAACCUACCAAAAUAAUUUAAAAAUAUCGGUUGUUUAUCUAAUCUUUUAUUCUAUUUAUUUGGAAAAUUAAGCAAAUUAAAAGGUCAUUCAGUAAAGUAUGUUCUAUCAGGAUGUAUAUGAAAAACAAUAAAAAUAUAUUCUAAUUUAUUUGUGGCAUGUGGACCUUCCAAAGCUAGGUACUCCCAGAUUUUGCUAAACGGACUCAUCUAUGAAACAGUAUGGAAACAAAACCUAUGAUAAUUGGAGCACAUAUUCGAGAUGAAACAAUUGAACAUGAUCCGCUGGAUGAUGCGGAUUAUACUAUUGUUUGUGCUGGUGAAGAAGACAUAGACUAUGGAUGCUGUUGCUAUUGCGCUGAUGAAUAUGACACCUUACAUCUAAGGGAUAAACAUGAAGUAGAAUGUACUUUUGGGCCAAAACUAGUUAUAAAAAUUAAGGUUGAUAGGUCAAUUGAAGAGCUUCUAAAAUCAAAAUUACAACAAUGCACUAGUGCUGAAGAGGGGAAGCCUAAAAUAGUUAUACAAAAUGGCAAACGUCUUGGUACGAAAAAUAAAAGAAGAAAGAAAUUAUUAAUUCAUAAGUGUUCAGUAUGUGAUUACAAAACAAAUCUAAUGGGACAUUAUACCAGACAUUUUAAGAGCCACUAUCCAGAUAUAUUAUGCCCUGGAUGCGAUAAAAAAUUUAGAAGUAAAGGCGUGUUAGAUGAACACGUUAUUCGUCAGCAUGGUGAUGAUGACAAAUUGGUUAAGACUAUAACUAGCAGCCCUUUAUUUGUCUGCUCUUUCGCAUUAUGUAGAAAAAGAAGAUGUCCAGCUACGGUCUGCGAUAAUAUAAAAGUGAAAUGUCGUGCAGUAGAAUGCAGUGAAGGAUUCAUCGAAAAAAGGCACCCGAGUUGUGCAGAUGUUGUCCAUUUUGUUAUAAACUAGUCGCUAAAGGAGGCAACUGCUCUGACCCCUGGGAAACAGCUUGUGAAGAGGGCGCAUCAUGUUACCGUGGAGUCUGCGAGUAAUAGGGCACUUCUCGUACA